Vicia villosa (hairy vetch) is the source of this 680-nucleotide messenger RNA. RefSeq lists its product as uncharacterized. The transcript has 3 exons. The coding region runs from base 126 to 392 and encodes 88 amino acids. The record is from RefSeq and is a predicted model, not a curated record. NCBI's taxonomy places the organism in Eukaryota, Viridiplantae, Streptophyta, Magnoliopsida, Fabales, Fabaceae.
AUAAACUUCAUAAACCUCAUUCUCCCAAUUCACAAUUCUCAUUCUCCAAUUUUGCUCCGUCUCCAUUGUUUUCUUCUGGAAGCGGGGCAUCUCCUUAUUCAUCAAUUCUUGCAUCUCUUCUCAACAUGGCUCCCAACAGAUGGAUUAGACCUGAGGUAUACCCACUUUUUGUGCCUGUUGGCAUGGCUGUUGGCCUCUGUGCUAUGCAACUUGUUAGAAACUUAACCACUAAUCCUGAAGUCAGGGUAACCAAACAGAACAGAGCUGCAGGAAUUCUUGACAAUCAAACCGAGGGUGAGAAAUAUUCUCAACACUUUGUGAGGAAGUUUGUCCGUGGCAAGAGCCCUGAGAUUAUGCCAUCCGUCAACGGCUUCUUCUCCAAUCCAAACUAAGUAAAACAGAUGCCAAGCCUUUUUGUUGUUCUAGAAAAAUUUGAUUUAUGGGUUUAAAUAAUUUUUUUGGCUUUCUGUUCUUUUGAAUUGAGAAGUAGAAGGUUGUAAGGAAUUUGAUUUUUCAGGAUAUGAUUGUGUAAUUUCUUGUUGGAUGGCAUUCAGUUUGUCUCCACAAUAAAGAUUUAUACUUACCAUUGUUGGUGUUUAUCAGUUUUCUUUGAUAUUGUUGGUAGGAAUGUUUUUGUAUUUGCUGAUAAAAUAAUAUUUCAUCAAAGGAAUUUGCAUCUA